UCAGCUGUCAAACGCGUUCUGGGGGAUGGCUGUGUCCCUUCGCAUUUCGCUUCAGCUCAGUGCGUAAAGUAAAACAGUCCAAAAAAGUACAGGCAGUGCGUCGAAUCGCAUCGCGCGUGUGUGUGUGUAUGCUCCUCGUGCUCCGUGCAGCGUGAAACGGUGAAUGCGUGAAGGUGUGACGUGUAACAAAAACAAAACAAACGAACAACGCACCCCUUUGCAUCCCUUCACCACGGUACACCAUCCCACCCUACCGUCCCGCUACAACCCGUACCGUGCGUGCGUAUUUUUAACAAUCGAUUGCGAACGGUCUUUGGUUGCUUCGGUCACCAUUCCGGUCCUGGGGUCCUUGUCCUUGUCGAGCUCGAAGGUCUGUGUCCCGGGUUAUCCUUCGCGCAAAGGGGCAGCAUUUCGGGCUGGUGAGCUAGUACGUCGGAUGCUGGAAUGCAUAAAAACACGCACAGCCAGCUCCCAGGAGAACCAUAGGCAGCAAUAAACGGGGCAAAAUCUAAAAAAAAAAGGACCCACACGGAACGAACCAGCUCCAGCCGAAAAACCAGAUGAUUGCGGGCUGCUGCACCGUGUGAACCGGAGCGCGGAAAGCCUGGGGUGGUAGGGGUUGACGAACGGUGGUGGGCAACGACAUUUUACGCAACGAGCUCUACGCACGCAAAACGUACCCCAAAACGCACCGAGGGAAACCACGGCCCAUCCUCUUUCGGCUUGUACGCCCAGCAUCCAGCAACCGAACCGAACGACGCAAAUUUCAAUCAAUCCCAGAGGUCGGGCAGGUCCAUCGAACCACUCUCGUGUGCGUGUGUGUGUCGUCGUUUGUCUAUUUUGCCACCUAACAACGUGAAACAUGGUAGACAGUAUGUCGCAGGAUGUUGAGUCCUUUGAGAUGCUUAAAGCACUGUACGACUUCACCGCCGUUUAUCCGAAGACGAUCAGCUUCGACGAGGGCGAAUACUUUAUACUGCAUCAAACGAGCGCCCGCCAACGGAACUGGUGGCAGGUCGUCAGCAUGAAGGGUAACAUCGGUUUCGUCCCGUCCAACUACGUGAUGAAGCUAAAGGUGAAUCCACUCUUUCUAAAUGGUUUCCUGGAAUCAAGCAUAGAAUCAUUGCGCCUUUCGACGGAGAAGGAAAUAAAUGGCAUCAUUGGCCGGGAGGAGCUGAUCAGCCGGUUGGUCGAGAAAAAGCGGAUGCUGGAAAAAAUGCUAAAAUAUGAACUGUCGGAUAGUGAGUCCGAACCGCCCUCACCGAUCAAAAUGAGCAACGGGCACAUCAAACAGCACGAUGGUUCCAGCGGUUACAGUGGAGAUCGGAAUGCCCAGCUGAAGAAUGGUCCACAGCGCCAGUCACCACCCGCCCCAUCCGAUCAUCAGCACCAAUCAACAGCGGGCGUACAGACGGCCAAAAAAUCAAAGUCUAGCCCUGCGGUCGCCCAGGCCGCCGUGCCACCGCAAUUCAUCCAGGAAAGUCCCAGCACGGGCAUACUGGCGACCAAGCAUUCCCAGCCAGAUGAACCCCAGACGCCGGUUGCCACCAGCAGUUCUGCCCAGGAACCGAGCAGCACCCUGUCGGAGCUGUCCUCCGUGUCGUCCGAGCAGACGGAACCGACGAGCAACAAUACUGCCACGACCGGUACGCUUACCACGACGAGCGAUGAGAUAACGGCCAUCUCGCGGAUCGAUGACCGGGCCCAGCCGGGCGAAGAGCCGGCAUCCUCGUCCGUGCCAACCGAGGCCGAAAAUCAAACCGAUCACGAGCUGAACGAGUUGGAAACGACCAACAACGAUGAUGUGACGGAAAGCGAAAAUGAACCGCAACCGUGCUCGGUCAAGGAACCGCACGGUGGCCCCGCUGCCGAUGGCGAUGAAAGCGGUGCGAUGAAUGGGAUGGAUGGGGGUGCCGGCGUGCCACCGCCGGGUGAUGACGGUACGUUGGCAAGCGAUACGGAGCGUGAAGCAGGCUCGGGAGCCGAGUGUGGGGAAAGUAGUGUAGCGACGGGGGAGGAGGUAGAGCCGGCGGAAGAUCUCGCCAAACAGCCGCCGGCAAAGGUGGAAGCGUCGGAGGUGUAUCAGAUCGUGGACGCCAUACGGAAGAGUACGAACCUUAGCCACGAACUGUCGUGCGUCGCGUUGCGUGUGGUGUUGAGCGAGCUGGAGGUGCUGCUACCGCCGGCCGUUGUGCGCCAUCUCGAACCGGUUGCGGUCCAUCUGGCGGCACCGUUCGAUGUGUCCGAUGCGCUGCUGGGCAAAACGCACGACGCUCACCGGUUGCGAUUGAUCUUUGCCGAACUGUCCGACUGCAAGAACGAUGCGGAGCAGCGCACCUGGAUGCUGCACGAGGAUGAGGCCGACAUUAGCCAGUACUUGACCGAGCUGAUCCGCAUUCUUACCGAUGCGGAUCCGAAGAUCUGUCGCAGUGAGAUGGCGUGCGAUCAGUACCAGAGCAUCAUCAAUCUCGUGCUGUACUACCAGAUGGAAACGCGCUGGUCCAUUCGGAAGCUGCUGCUGGCAGCGUUUAGGGCCAUGUGCCAUCUGGACUACACGACGGUGGACAUUCUGCUUGGGUCGGUAUUGCCACUCGAGCUGGUGCAGGAUAUGGUGUCGAAUCCGCGCAAUAUCGAGAAGCUGCAGGAGCUGGCCAAUAUGCUUAUCAUCAUCUUUUCGAUCGGCCGCCGAAUGCCAAUCAAUCAACAAGAUCAUUUGCGCGCCGAUUUCAUCAUCUUUCUGCUAAAUAUAAUCGAAACACCGCCAGAAAACGACGUCCAGGAGAUGCUGCCCGACAUCAUGAUCAACCUGAUACUGUCGUUUAACCUUCAGUUUGAAAACUUCGCCGAAAACGUUGUGCUUGAAGCGAUGGAACAGUUCAAGACGGCCAAAACGUUCACCGAAAAGAUAUUGCUUUUGAUAAAUCGUGAAGAGGAUCCGGUACACACCUUAAAGCAUACGCCGAUGAACAUUAAUCCGGUGCUGAAAAUGCUUGUCGAUCUGUUUAGCCGACCGGAGACGGCAUCCAUUUUCUACACGAACGAUAACAAGGUGCUGAUUGACAUUUUGGUACGGCAGCUGUCCGAUCUGUCUGCAGGCGAACCGAUUCGUAAAUGGUACCUCGAGCUGUGCAGAAAGAUCCUGCGCAACACCAACUACCCGGAACACCAGCACCGGAAGCAGGAUCUGAUGAAGAUCUUCACCCGCAUCUUCUGCGAAGAGACAGAGUGCAGUGCCAGCGAUCAGCAGAUCGUGCGCGAAAUAGCUAACGAAUUUCCACAAAUUUUCAAAGCAUGAGCUGCCGUUCCGUUUACUGUCUGUCGGCCAAGAGGGGUCUACGAUUGCUCGUUUCGCGGACCUGUGUGUCCGCCGUAUUUUUACGGUUAAGCUAAACAUUGUUCGAAUGCGUACCACGUACAAAGUAAGGAAAUUGCGCAUUGAAACUGUUUGUUUGGAAGGGCUUUCGAUGCAAUUCGUAACCCUUCUUGUUAUGCUAGUCACAACUGCGUCCUUUCGCGUCCGACCGCUCUGGGUCGUGGGGUUGCCUCUGUGACAUACUGUUACAGUGUUGAGAAGAAAACAUCCAGUGAAAAGAAUAGAGCUGUUUAAAAGAAUGUCGUUAAUAGUCGUUAAAAUGCUUACAGAAGUCGUAUUUGUUUUCUUUUUUACUGCGCAUUUUUAACCAAGAGCACUAGUGUUCUUAAACACACAACUAUUCGAAGCCAAAAACAAAGCAAAAGCAAAAAAAAAACAA
Messenger RNA from Anopheles stephensi (Asian malaria mosquito), 3752 nucleotides. RefSeq names its product NCK-interacting protein with SH3 domain. NCBI's taxonomy places the organism in Eukaryota, Metazoa, Arthropoda, Insecta, Diptera, Culicidae. The coding region runs from base 863 to 3295 and encodes 810 amino acids. Gene Ontology annotation, molecular function: Arp2/3 complex binding; protein binding. The transcript has 8 exons. Gene Ontology annotation, biological process: endocytosis. The record is from RefSeq and is a predicted model, not a curated record.